Messenger RNA from Ostertagia ostertagi, 474 nucleotides. The record is from the annotation of a GenBank genome assembly. Lineage: Eukaryota; Metazoa; Nematoda; Chromadorea; Rhabditida; Trichostrongylidae.
AUGUCCCUAUGCCUGUACAUGCUGCCUACGUUAGUAAAUGUGAUGCAGACUCACAGUCAGCAGAAAUCAGCUUCGAACACAUGGAACCUGCUGAUACGGUCUCGCCUGUUAAGGAGUUCUGGGUUCAAUACCAAAUGGACAGUGAGACGGAGGGCACGCAGUGGCGAACUCAUCCAGUUCCCGUCCAAGCACACCCGAACGACCGCAUUGAGGGUGAUCAACGAAUGGUCAGCGGAAAAGCCACCGUCGCUCUCCAAGCCUUUCGGACAUUACGUGUUCCGAGUGUUGGCCCGUAACGGAGUCGGUGACAGCUCACCAACGAGAGUAAAGGAUGUGUGCAUCACUCCACCAAAGCAGCCGGAUAGGAAUCCGUCUGGAGUAUGGGCGAAAGGUGCUAGUCCAGAGAAUAUUGUAGUCCACUGGCGGCCUAUGUCACGUGAAGAGUGGAAUGGGAAGAAUUUCCACUACAAAAUA